AUGAAUAAAAAUCAGAUUCUUAAUAAAAAAUACAUUAUCAACUCUAGUGGUUAAUUAAGGUAUUACAAAAAGAAAUCAAAACGAUAAGUUCAUAAAACAGAAGAUUAUAGUGAUUAGAUAACUUAGCCAUUGCCUCCAAUUUUAUAGGCUGCAAGAAUCAACACCCAAUUGGAUAACAUAAAUCUCAAAUACAGAACUAAACCUCAUUCUAAUAAUACAACUAAUACUCCAACUAACAAGAAUAUAUCUCUACCUCUUCUUAAAAUAUUACCAAAUGAUAAUGAAGAGUAAAUCAAGCAGAAAAUCAAUUCAUAUUUUAUAUCAUCAAAUUAAGCAAAGGUUAUCAUUAAGAAUGAUUUCCUUAAAUAAAAUAUGAUUGGAUAUAGUAAAGUGAGCACAAUUAUGAUUAUUUGA
Molecule: messenger RNA, 414 nt
Organism: Paramecium octaurelia
Lineage: Eukaryota; Ciliophora; Oligohymenophorea; Peniculida; Parameciidae
Source: the annotation of a GenBank genome assembly